GGCGGCGCUCGCUGCUGGGCAGGGCGGAGAUGAAGCAAGUCGGAGUCCUGCGCCUUCCCUCCCGUCUCUCCCUGCCUAGGAUUGAAUGGAGAAGCACGCCCUUCUCCCAGCUCCAACAGCCGCCGCUUUUCGCAUCGCGCAGGCUCCGAGUGCGCCUUGGUGAAGCCUCCGCGUGGCUCCAUCUCGCUCCGACGGCUUCAGGCAACAAGCGGGUCGAGCCGCCGCGCGCAGCCCAGCAUGUCGUCCUCUUCGGCCAAGCAAAGGAGCGGCAAGAACAGCGGCCACCCCGCUUCCUCCGAAAAGGGGGCCCACUCCAGCCAUCCCGAUGACGUGGCAAAGAAGCCGCCGCCGCCGCCGCCGGCACACGCCAAAGGCGGCAAAGGGGGCUCGCCGCCUUCUGGCGGGGGCAAAGCUCCCUCGUCCUGCAGCUUCGGCGCCAUCCUGAACUUUCUCUUGUCCGUGACUUUCCUGGCAGCGGCUGCGCUCUCGGGCUAUUACGUCCACCACCUUCUGGGAGAAGUCAGCCAGCUCAGCCUGAGGCAGGAGGGCUUCGCCAAGCAGCGGGAAGAGCUGGCCCGCUCCUUGGAAGGGGCCGUGCAAAAGAUGCAUUCUUUACAGUCUGCUUUUGGUGGUUUUGAACUGACACUGAAAAAUACUCAGCAAAAACAAGAAGUCACUGAGAAGGUUGUUAGGCAAGGGGAGAGUGAGGUCAAUCGCAUUAGUGAAGUUCUCCAGAAAUUACAAAAUGAAAUUCUUAAAGAUUUGUCUGAUGGUAUCCAUGUUGUAAAAGAUGCCAGAGAAAGAGAUUUCACAUCACUAGAAAACACUGUGGAAGAAAGGCUGACAGAGCUAACAAGAUCUAUAAAUGAUAAUAUCGCUGAAUUCACACAUAUCCAGAAGCAGAGCCAAAAUGAAAUCAAUGAAGUUAAAGCAAAGGUGGCUUCACUUGGUGAAACAGAAACAUACAAACAUGACCUUCAGGUUUUGAAAGACAUUGUUGAUGAAAUGCAGGGAUCCUUGAAAGCCAAAGAGAAGACUAUAGAGUCUUUGCAAAGUACCAUAGAUUUGAUGGAAUCUGAUGUACUGUCUGAAGUUAAAGCACUUGUCAACCUCAAACAGGAACAUGAGAAGUUUAAAGAAGUAGCUGAUACAGAGCACCUUUCAUUACAGACUUUAGAAGAGAAAGUUCUUAAAGCAGAAGAAUCCCUUUCUCAUCUUCCAAUGGAGCUCAAGAGACUCAGUGAUGACUUGGUGCACAUCAAGUCUUCUGUUGGUAUACAAGAUGGCUAUGCAUUCUCCAAAGAUGACAUAGAAAGUCUGCAGAAGAGCAGUGAAGAAUUUGAAUCCAGGCUCAGGUCCAUAGAAGAGAAUGUUCAAACUCUGAUAUCACAAUCUGCACAGAACAUAGAAGGAACAGAACCUUUUAUUUUCAAAUAUGACAGUAAGCUAGCUGCAUUAGAAGAAGGUCUAGGUUCUGUCCAGGGUGCUAUAGAAAAUGAUGUACGCUCAUUGACUGAUACUGUAAGGAGUCUUGGCGAAGCACAGCUCUCAAUCUACAGUGAUGUUGAUGAACUAAGGAGAAGCCUGAGCGAUCUGCCAAAUAAUGCUGAUGCACUUGAUCAUAUCCAGAAACAAGUUCUUGCUUUGCUGGACCAAGAAAAGUCUUCAGUGAAUGUAGGGCAAUCUGGAGAUAACCAGGGAGAACUCUCUUCUGUUAAAGGCUCUAUUGAUGAAGUGCGAUCUUCUCUGGGUCAGGUGGAGUCUGACAUAAAAAUGCUUAGGACAGCAGUUGACAGUUUAGUUGCUUACUCAGUGAAAAUUGAAACCAACGAGAACGAUGUGCAGACAAUGAAGGAUUCCUUAGAUGACAUAAGGAAUGACUUGGAUAGGUUGUUUGUUAAAAUGGAAAAUAUAAAUGAGAAGAUUUGAGCAUCGAGUACUGAGCAUGUUUUAACUUUGAACUACCAAAAAGAAAAUGUUUUCCUAGUCCAAAGGAGCUUUGUUGUUCUAUUGUUGUUGGGGAAGUUGGUGGAAUUGAAAUGGAGCUAUUGAUGUCUCUGGGAAAAACGUUAACACAAUCCAAUUAGGUAGGCCUAUUUUUUUUUUACUAUUUUAAUUGCUAGGACAAAUUAAUUUGUUUCUGCAGCUUAACCUAUAGUGCACUGGGUGGGGGUGUGGACCCAAAAAGCAAAUUACGAUGGCCAUUGUCCUCAUUAAUCUAACAAACAUGGGGGCCCCAUCAUGCACAAGGCUGUCCCACUCCUUUGAACAAAGAAAACACAUGUACACACGCACACACAUGCAUUAUAUUGCAUGUAUCAAUCUUCUACCAUUGAAAUAAAGCAGAUAAUUCAUAGAAGGGGUCUGUGUACUAAUUGGAAUAUGCAAAGGGAUGUAAUCAUAUAUAAUAUAUACAGUAUUCAUAUGAAAAUUACUGUAUGGAAUAAUUGCAUUCGAGAUUGGGUUGUUCCAUAAUCUACAAUGAGACUGUGAAGCUCAUCAGUGUGGCCAUUCCACAGCAAAACCAAAGGUGCUUUUGAUGUGUCCAUGGACAAUAAACUUUGGCAGUAUUGGAUAGAACUUUGCCAUUAGCGCCUUCCCUUGGGACAGUUUACUGUGAUGUCAACUGAAUUUGUAUUCACCUUUGCUGCCCUAAUUCAUUGGUGCAGAGAUGUAUAAGGAUCAUGACAGGGAAAUGAAAACAGCUAAAGAAAAAGUAAUCAAAAGAUGAACAUGCCCCCCCCAGAAGAUAGGGCAACAAAAACAGAAUUGUUUAUUGUAAUUCUUUUUAACGUCUUCCAUGUGACAUAGCAAGAUGCAACAUAGAAAUACAAUGACGUCCAGUCUUGAGUGCCUUACUGCCUUCCUAGUAUUGACUUGCAUGAAACAAAAUUAGACUUUGGAUUGAUUAUAAAAAAGUCCACAAAUAAAUAAAAACUAUCUUUGGAUUUGAGGAAUUCUUCAAAGAAGAGAUAUUCAUAAUAUUGUUCACUUUACAGAUCCACUGAGUUUUACAGUUGGGUACAUUCUUGUUUAUCUUAGAAAAUAUUUUCAUGUUGGUCUUUCUGUUGAUUUCUGCUUAAUUGUCAAGAAAGAUAACUAAACAGAAGAAGACUAUGAAGAAUGCUAUCAGUUAUCUAUAUAUUCAGGUAUCCAAAUAAAAAAUACAUCAGUAGUAGAGGUGACACAGGAAAUCCUCAGGAAUAGAAGCAGACAAGGUGUGCAGUAGCCAUUUAUAAUACAAGCAGUGUAUUCAGAAACUGCUUCCCUAGAAAUACAAUGCCUUAAAAAACAAGAACUAUGCCUUGUAUUGAAAUCAGUCAUUAUUUUUCUGGAGUGCUUUUAUCUUGUGAGUCUUGAACGACUGUGUAGUUGGCUGUGAAAUAACUUUCUCGAUAUGUGUAAUGUUGAAUAAAUACUUACUCUGGUUGCA
Messenger RNA from Python bivittatus (Burmese python), 3433 nucleotides. It is a transcript of the gene CKAP4, whose product is annotated as cytoskeleton associated protein 4. NCBI's taxonomy places the organism in Eukaryota, Metazoa, Chordata, Lepidosauria, Squamata, Pythonidae. Gene Ontology annotation, cellular component: rough endoplasmic reticulum. The record is from RefSeq and is a predicted model, not a curated record.